This is a messenger RNA of Sparassis crispa, 1371 nucleotides long. RefSeq lists its product as hypothetical. The record is from RefSeq and is a predicted model, not a curated record. Bases 1 to 1371 code for a protein of 456 amino acids. Lineage: Eukaryota; Fungi; Basidiomycota; Agaricomycetes; Polyporales; Sparassidaceae. The transcript is spliced from 5 exons.
AUGGCCCGACAAAAGUCAUGGCUCUGGGAGCACUAUUAUCAAGAUGAGGACAAGGUCAACAGCAGUUUCUUUGAGGCACGGUGCAUGUACUGUGCUGUGGUAAAGCUGAAAGAAAUUCAGCUUCUCGAAGAGAAAGCAGUUGCGGAGGGAAAAUUAAUGGUGGUGUGGUCUAAGAAUAUUCUUCUUCAAGAGGCACAGAAAAAAGUCAAGAUGGCCACUGGGAAGAUCUCCGUCCUCGUGAAUCAUCUUAUAACAUGUGAAUAUGCACCUAAAAAUGUCAAGGAUAAGGUAAAGAAGUAUAAGAAAAAGAAGAGCAAAGUGGCAGACAUGGACAAGGAUUCCGACUCAGACUCGGAUGUGGCCCAGCCACCAUCGCUGCAGCCAGGUAUUUGUUUGAUGCUCGGGGACUACUACAAACACAAUCCACAAGUCAAGACCGUUGUCGAUGCGGCUCUUAAAGUGAUCAAAUGGUUCAAUAACCACUCGUUCGCUCUGGGUGUUUUGAACGAAGAGCAGCAAUUAAUGUAUCAUAAAAUUCUGGCACUUAUCUUGCCGGUUAUCACUCGCUGGACUUCCCACUUUUGCUCCUUAUUGUGCCUGCUCGAGACCUGGAAAGCACUUCAGAUCACCUCAAUCAAGCACGAUGUGAAGUUGAUCGAGUCUGCAGGAAGAAGUGUCAAGUCCAAGAGAAAAGCAAAGCGAGUGCUUCAGCACGUCCGAAAUGAUGAAUGGUGGAAGAAAUUGGUCAUUGUCAAGAUGCAUAUCGAGCCUCUUGUAAUCACAACAAAUGUAUCUCAAGGUGCAAAUACACGCUGUGAUCAGGUACUGCUUCUCCUUGGGAAUCUCUAUCGCAGUUAUUUCAACAUUCGCAAGAACGAUCGUACUAUUCCCGAUGCCGAGGAAGAAGACGAAGCACAUCCUGUGACUGCGAUUAUGGAAAGCAUCGAGAAGCGCUGGCAAAAAGCAGAUCAAGAUUUGUUUAUCACUUGCCUCUUCCUAAAUCCGUUCAUUAAUUCCUCGUUGCUCAACGGCACAACACUCUCUGUGGCCAUGAUCAUGGGCAUCAUUCACCGGCUCUAUCUUCGAGUCUUCCGCACUGAGACUCCGCCCGAGGAUCUCAUGCGCAGUGUCUAUGAGUACCAUAUGCGCUUCGGUAUGUUCUUUGCAGAGAACUGGCCGUUGAAUGAUUUGAAAGAGGGCCUGAAGGACGAGGAUGGAACGUGUGACCCGCUACGUGUCUGGCGCAUUCUGGACAAGAAGAACUCUCUCGUCAAACUUGCCGACCUUAUUCUCAGCUUUGUGCCGAGUUCAGCAACUACGGAGCGCCUCUUUACCAAGAUGGAUGAUACAAAGACAAAAAAGUGCAGCUGA